This is a messenger RNA of Phoenix dactylifera (date palm), 1532 nucleotides long. RefSeq lists its product as uncharacterized. The record is from RefSeq and is a predicted model, not a curated record. NCBI's taxonomy places the organism in Eukaryota, Viridiplantae, Streptophyta, Magnoliopsida, Arecales, Arecaceae.
AGCCGUUAACCUCCCCGAUUCGUUCCCUACCCCAUCUCCCACCCGGCCCCUCUUCUUCCAACCAACCUCCUCUUGAUCCCUUCUUCCUCCCCCCACGACCUUCUUCUCACCUACAAGUCCUCUCUCUGUGUGUGUGAGAGACCAUGGAAGUGUGCUCGGAGAACCGGGGAUUGACAGCCUUGGCGAGCCCAAGAAUCUCCUUCUCCCACGACCUCUCUCAGUCCGACCUCUCCCCCUCCUCCACCACCACCACCGAAACCAGCCGUCUCGACUCCUCCCUUCCCCUAGACCCCACCGCCGAGGACUUCGACUUCAGCCUCAGCGUCGGCAUCUCCACCGACGACCCCUCCCUCGCCGACGAGCUCUUCUCCGACGGCAAGCUCCUCCCCCUCCCCAUCAAGAACCCCUCCACCCGACUCCCGCCGUCGCCCGGUCCUCCCCCGCACCCACCGCCAACAAUUCCCUUACCCAAGAAGCACGGCAGCCUCCGCGAGAUCAUGGCCAGCUCCGAAGACGACGACGACAACGUCAAAAGAUCCCCCUCUUCCUCGCAGAAAUCAUUCUGGCGGUUCCGCAGGAGCAGCAGCCUGAACUGCGGCGGCGGCAGCCGACGAGGUCUCGUCUGUCCCUUCACGUUACUCCGCAGCAAGUCCACUGGCUCUUCGCCGACCAUAAACCCGCCAUCAGUCCGUAGCAGGCCCGACAAGCACCAUAACAAGACCAACCAAAACAACAGCACUCGCGGCAGCUGCAAGGAUGACAGCAGUAUCAAUUCAUCGUCGUCGUUAUUAUUCCGUAAGGUCUCGACGGAUUCGAGUGCAAGAACUUAUUACUAUUCGGGUACGCGACGAUCAUGCAGCAACGGAGUGAGAAUUAGUCCGAUUCUGAACGUACCGGCGGCUACCUGCGUGUUUGGUUAUCUGUCAUGCAGCUGUGGGGUUAAGAGCAUGAGGAGGGGAUCAACAGUUACCUGUUCUCCAUGAAGAAAGUGGAUUGGUUUGAAAUAAUGAGGAGGGAGAGGGGGCAAGGGGGGGUUUGUUUGUUUGUAAUGAUAGGAUAUACUUUUGGGGAGCCUUUUCUCUUUUUCCUUUUUCUUUAGCUUUUGAUUUGCUAUUCACUCUUGUUUGAAGUGUUGUGGGGGGAGGGGAGCGUUAUGGGCUUGUGUGGAGGGAGGGUGAUGGAAGGGAUUGUGGAUAGGGCGAUCAUGAAGAGUGCUGAGGUAUUGGGGGACAGGGAGGGCAGGGUCCCCCUGCUUUCACGCUUGCUCGAUCGGUUCCUUGGAAAUGUCUGUGGACUGUUCUGGGCUUUCCCCUCUCGGCUCCUGGUUGCCUACUGUUGCUCUAUUUUUUUUUCUCUCUGUUCUGUGGUUUUGGGGCCAUGGGAUUGCUUGGUUUGUUGUGUGGCCGAGGGUCCAUGUCCCAAAUUUAUGGUAGCUUGUUUUAUAUGCUUUGGCCCCCUGAGAAAGCAAGAGGCUGUGUAACUCGUGAAGGCUUUUGACUUUUAGAUACACGUAAGGUAUAUCUUUCUCUCCU